AUGAAGAAGAAGAAAGAUGUCCUAACGAUGAGUUGGCUGAAGUAUCUGAUAAAAUCCUGGAGAAAUGUGCUGCGUCGGUUCUUUGGCUGCUCCCGAGUUUUACGUGUUCUGGAUUUAGAGGAUUGCGACCUUUCACAAGCUGAUAGUAGCCUUAAGUACCUUGGGAAUCUGCAUCACUUGAGGUACUUGGGACUAUGUCACACAGGUAUUUCUCAGCUCCCGGAAGAAAUAGGAAACCUGCAGUUUCUACAAACAUUGGAUGUAACGCUCAACAAAAUUUCUAGGUUGCCUUCGAGUGUUGUCCAGCUAAAAAAGUUGAUGUGCCUAUACAUUGACCGGUCUACAACAGUGCCAAACGGAAUUGGAAACCUGGCAUGCCUUGAACAGUUGUUAUUGUUAGGCAUUUAUGACUCCACCGUAAACAUUAUAGAAGAGUUGGGCCAGCUAACUGAACUGAGGCAGCUGCAUAUUGGAUUGGACGAGUGGAACGACAAGCUGUUGGGGCUACAAAAGAUGCAGGAAACACGUAUCAGAGUUGAUCCUGGUCAACGCAACAUUGGCGGAUUGGAUGCCUGGGUUGCCCCUCGACAUCUCCGUGUAUUGCGUACAAUACGUAGUUGUUGGUUUUCAACACUGCCGGCUUGGGUGAAUCCAUCGCUUCUUCUGGAUCUCAUCGGGCUAUCCAUCGCUGUGAGGGAGCUACAUCAGGUUGAUCUCGAAAUCCUUGGGAGGUUGCCAGCUCUCCGCUCUUUAUAUCUGGAGGUGGACAAUAAGAACCUCGGUAUCCUUAGGGGAUUCGUUGUUGUUGGUGGUGCAUUCCCAUGCCUUGUAAGGUGUUACUUCCAGCAAUUUGUGUGGCCAGUGGUAUUUCAGCAUGGAGCAAUGCCAAGGCUCGGAGAGCUUUGGUUCUUGUUUUAUCUGUGGGAUGGUAGUCUCGACUUGGGCUUGGGGAACCUGCCAUCGAUGCAAUAUGUCAGGGCUGCCCUGCUAUGUGAAGGCUUUAGCAAAGAGGAGGUGGAGCAAGCCAAUGCUGCGCUGACGCAUGCAGCUGAAAUGCAUCCCAAUCAUCCCCGCCAUGAUAUAUAUCUAUAUGACUGAGCCAAGGCUUCUGCUGUUAUUCUUUCCAUCGACUUGGGCAUUGGGAACCUGCCAUCGCUGCAGGAUGUCAUGGCUUACCUGGGAUGUGAUGGUACUAGCAAGGAGGAGGUGGAGCAAGCCAAGGCUGCACUGACGUAUGCAGCUGAAAUGCAUCCCAAUCAUCCCCGCCAUGUUAUAAAUCUAUAUGAUUGAGAUUGAAGUGAUGGACCAUGGACUAAGGUGUGCCAGCCUGCCUGUCAGAGACUACUGCAAAAAUAUAUUUUUUCCAGUGUCUGUCUCGGAUUCACCUGAGGAAUAGCGAGCUGGAGAAAAGAUUUUGAGUUAACGCCCAUGACAAGUUGCUCCUUGUUAAAAAGUUCCUCGGUUUCCUCACAUUUGCAGAGAAGAGAUCAAAUUGCCCGGCCUUAUGAGUAAAUGAAUCCUGGACACAUGCAAAUGAUCUGUGUACCACUCCUAUAAGUGGUGAUGUUUUUUUACUCAGUUUUCAAUGGAAAUGUCACAGGUAUAGCUUUGUGAUUGUCGCUCUAGGAGAUGCUGUAUUUUUUCCCUUGAGAUUCUAGCACGAUGGAAAAUUGGUGACA
Messenger RNA from Setaria italica (foxtail millet), 1679 nucleotides. RefSeq names its product putative disease resistance protein RGA3. Lineage: Eukaryota; Viridiplantae; Streptophyta; Magnoliopsida; Poales; Poaceae. The coding region runs from base 1 to 1098 and encodes 365 amino acids. The transcript is spliced from 3 exons. The record is from RefSeq and is a predicted model, not a curated record.